CCCUCCAAGAAAAAGUGGCUCCGGACGCGUGUGCCUGAGGAUUCCUCACAAAAGAGGUGUCCAAAAUGAAGACCCUGAUGCGCCAUGGUCUGGCUGUGUGUUUAGCGCUCACCACCAUGUGCACCAGCUUGUUGCUCGUGUACAGCAGCCUCGGCGGCCAGAAGGAGCGGCCCCCGCAGCAGCAGCAGCCGCAGCCGCAGCAGGCGGCGGCGACCGGCAGCGCGCGGCCGUCGGCGGAGAGCAGCCCCCCCUCGAGACCCCGGGCCCCCGCGGGACCGCAGCCGCUGGACGGAUACCUCGGCGUGAGGGACCACAAGCCCCUGAAAAUGCACUGCGGGGACUGUGCCUUGGUGACCAGCUCGGGGCACCUGCUGCGCAGCCGGCAAGGCCCCCAGAUAGACCAGACGGAGUGUGUCAUCCGCAUGAAUGACGCCCCGACGCGCGGCUACGGGCGCGACGUGGGCAGCCGCACCAGCCUGCGGGUCAUCGCGCAUUCCAGCAUCCAGAGGAUCCUCCGCAACCGCCACGACCUGCUCAACGUGAGCCAGGGCACCGUGUUCAUCUUCUGGGGCCCCAGCAGCUACAUGCGGAGGGACGGCAAGGGCCAGGUCUACAACAACCUGCAGCUCCUGAGCCAGGUGCUGCCGCGGCUGAAGGCCUUCAUGAUCACGCGCCACAAGAUGCUGCAGUUCGACGAGCUCUUCAAGCGGGAGACCGGCAAAGACAGGAAGAUCUCCAACACUUGGCUCAGCACCGGCUGGUUCACGAUGACGAUCGCGCUGGAGCUCUGUGACAGGAUCAAUGUGUACGGCAUGGUGCCCCCAGACUUCUGCAGGGAUCCCAACCACCCAUCAGUACCUUACCACUAUUAUGAACCAUUUGGACCUGACGAAUGCACCAUGUACCUCUCCCACGAGCGAGGACGGAAGGGCAGCCAUCACCGCUUCAUCACAGAGAAACGCGUCUUUAAGAACUGGGCACGGACAUUCAACAUUCACUUUUUUCAGCCAGACUGGAAACCAGAAUCACUUGCUCUAAAGCCUCCGGAGAAUAAACCUGUGUUCUGAGCAGUGAGGGUGCCAGACCAAAACCUCAAGUACCUACUGCAUCAGAUGCCAGGGCGCUGAACUUCCAGAGCCGGCAGACACACGAGAGGGAUGGGAUCGGGAGCAGGAAACUCCUCCAUGACCAACACGUACAGAUGGCUCGGAGGCAGGACCACCAAGCCCUGCGGUUGGUGUGUAAGGAGAAAAUUCCAGAAUUACUAUGUCCACACGAGCGUCAUCCCUUGCAAAAGGGCUUACUUGAGGAGCUAAACACCCAUGUCAGUGAUGCUGCCGUGGUCUAAAGAACAUUCUGGAUCUCUUUAAGUAUCGCCUUCAAAACCGAAGCACGAGCAGCUCAACGAUGUUAGUUGUGUUCCUUUGUAGAAAUGCCACAUCGAAAGACCUUUUUCUAUUAAGUUGUAUCCUAACCUGAUCUAUAAUCUUUGUCAUCUGUUGGGCUCUGUAUGUGUGAUUUGUAAAAAGCGAUCUGAAAGUGUGGACAUGAUUUCUGAAGAGCACAUCUCCACUGACUUUCAUAAAGCAAAUGCCCAAUAUUUAUUUAUUAAAAGUUUUUUAGUGUA
Messenger RNA from Neogale vison (American mink), 1627 nucleotides. It is a transcript of the gene ST6GALNAC5, whose product is annotated as ST6 N-acetylgalactosaminide alpha-2,6-sialyltransferase 5. The transcript is spliced from 5 exons. Gene Ontology annotation, biological process: oligosaccharide metabolic process; ganglioside biosynthetic process. Lineage: Eukaryota; Metazoa; Chordata; Mammalia; Carnivora; Mustelidae. Gene Ontology annotation, molecular function: alpha-N-acetylgalactosaminide alpha-2,6-sialyltransferase activity. Bases 66 to 1067 code for a protein of 333 amino acids. The record is from RefSeq and is a predicted model, not a curated record.